AUGGCGUCAGUUCGCUCUUUGGGCGUCCACGAACCCUCGGCCAUCUCCUACUUAGUCGCAGAGGGAAUUCUCCCUCAGGAACCUUCAGAAGACCAUUACAACUGGACGCUAUGCGUGGACGAAAGCGGAUUGACUGGCCCGGUGGACGAUGAGUUAGUAUGGACGAAACACUGUGUUGUAUGGUCCCGCGCAGGGAUGGUGAAGCGAGUAUUUCGAAUGGACCCCGAGAAAGAAGAGAUUCGACAUGCUUUAUUCACUCGUUUUGCCGCUGAAGACACGAAACGCGCCAAACCCACGCCUCCAAGUCGACCUGAAGCAACUACUGGCACGCAGAAACAAAAACGGACUGAAACCUUCUCAACAUUGGAUCUACAUGGAGAUGCACGAGUGGCGGUUGUAGCUCCCCAGCACUCCAACGAGGCUCUUUCUAGAGCGUUGGUGGUAGUUCUCAAAUCGCAAGCUCAUAUCUUCUUCGUGGCGGGCAAUAGCCAUACAAUUCCCCUCCCAUUUGAGGUUGACUCGGUCUUCGCUACGCCUCGGGGUCUUAUUUUCCAAAGAAAGGUCCAGGAUGAAAAUAGUAGCAGUCAGCAACCGACUGCGCCGCCUAAUUCCUUCAUGUCUUCGCUAUUUGAUCCCGGUGCCUCUCAGUCAUUCUCUCUCAGCAAAAACAAGCGUCCAUCGACGAAAUCGUCGUCUGCUCCAGGUCCUUCCUGGGUGCCAAAUACAGCCUCAAGCACCGACUUACCCCGAGUUUUCUCUCUCAUUAACCCUCAUUCCGAGAUGGGUUUGGUUGUGACGUCGCAAACUUCCCGCUGGCUUCAGAGCAGCAUCAAUAGCACCAGAAAAAGGCCGUCUAGACUAGAGGUGUUGGACCCUGUGGAUGAGAUUGUGUAUAUCUCUCCAAAAGACGAACUCUCGGGCAUCAACAGACCAAAUAGUGGUCCUUUGAUCCUAGUGGUUACCAUCAACACAACUACAGGUAUUUAUACGAUCUGGACUGCGCGCUACAAAGAUGAUGAAUCAGGCGGCUCGAUGAAAGAUAAAACCAGACGGGAAACAGGAGGUACCCGGUCAGUAAGGCGAAGCUCGCAUUUCGGGAUGGCGACUGGCGCGACAACACCAGCCGCUCGCUCUGGAGCAGGCCGAGAGAGCUUCGGGCCUCGGACUGACAACUGGCCUUCCACUCAGCUAUCUGAAGGGAGGAAUGAUGCUGAAGACGACUUGGCUUCGAGAGUAGCCCAAGACUUCGGAGAUGUCGGUGUUCCCCUUAAAACAUCGAGGCGAGUCAGCUCACUGCUCGCCCGAACAGACCUUGCAACUAGCCAGGACCGUAUCACUUUUUCGGACCUGGCUACUGGCAGUCAGUCCAGCAACAUGCCUCAUGGUGCUGGGUUCAGGCAAUCUCUCGGAGCAAGCAUGCGUGGAAGCUUUGGUUUCAAUCCUCGAGGCUCUCUACCUCCAGGCACAGGGUCUGUUUACAGCACUGCGGGCAGCUUUCUGGAUACUCCAGUGGACAAGCUACUCGAAGAGCUCAACAAUGACAGUCUAUCUUCCGGGGUUGACAACAUUGCCCUACGUGAAUCGACAUCCGGACUCCCGGAAGAACUUAUAUUGACCAAGGUUGAAAGUUUCUCGUCCCAAUUCUCGGGCAGCUUCCAAAAAGAGCCAGCAUCUCGCCGGUUGAAGAUCUCUACAUUGGCAUCCACCGAGUUUGGAAGCGCCCACAAAGGCAACACAACUUCCCUAGCUGUAUACAUCGUGGACCAGGAGGCACGGAAAUUAACUAUUGUGAAUCUGAGGGCCGACCGACAGCCAGCCCCCAAGAACCGGAAGAAAAAGUCCAAGACCCCAUUACUCGUGCGUGCGGUUAGGAUCCAAAAUGUCUCAAAUGUUUUGGAUGCUUGUAGAAUCUCUGAUGGGGAUCUUUCGCGAAUACUCUCACUAAGCGAAACAGAAAGCGGACAACGCGAGCUAUCAUUGCAAACCCUGUGGGGUAGUCCAGUCAAAGUUGAGGUUCCUGUUCCACUGCAGCUGUAUGAACCGGAUGGCAUCUCUGCCAACAAACUCGAGAGUCGCCCAAGAGAAAGUGGUGUCCACCGAGUCAUGGCAGAUCCCAGCCUCGUCUUCAACAAGUUUGAUCAUGGAUGCUCCCGCGGGAAAGUCGACCUGGUAGACACUGAUAAAAAGCAUCACAGACUCCAAAUUCGAAUGGAGCCUCGCAAUGAACUAGUGAAGAAAAUACUCAAAAUCUGCAUGUUUGCCUUGCGUGAGUCUGAGAAAGCGGGCGAUGGCAUCACGGUCGCAUGUCGUCUUGUUGAGUCUAGCAGCCCCAUUCGUCACCCCUCCACAAACGCAGACUCCCAAACGAACGCGUCGCAAAAGGGUCUACUCAGAUCAAGUAGUGGAGGACACCUGGAUCUGGAAAGCUGGGAGUCCAUGCUGGACCUGGAGUCUGGCUCAUCCGGCGUUGUAGCUCCGUGGAUGAUGGACAGUUCCUGGGGAUGGAUCGUUGAACAAGAUGCAAUUGAGAGUCUCGCGUCAGGAGACGCACCCAAGGGUGUCAACGCAAGUCGGUCUACAUAUCGCCAGAAUUCGUGCUUGAUCCGGUGCAUCGCCCUCAGCCGUGAAUUCCUCCAGAGUCCCGAAGGCCUCAAGGCUGCUGGCCGAGACGGCUGCCUCCCUGUCUCUGAAGCAUUCUCGGAAAACACAAGAUGUACCGCAUUGUGCAGUGUUCUUGUAGCCUUGCAUCUAUUGCGGGAAGAACAGAAGCUCUCCACCUGCGACUCGGAGGAAUCCCAAAGACCUCUAGGUUUGCUUGCUCCCGUUAUUGCACAACUGGGCAGCUGGCUAGGAUGGGAAUCCUGGACAUGGGCCGAGGAUGCAUAUUAUGGCACCGAAAUGGCCAGUAUGGAGCGCUGGCAGUUUGAGGAUAAUACACAUAUCGCUGGGCUAAAGGUUCCCGCCGAACCUUUCCCGCCUCCGUCCAUCUUCGAAUUUCUCAUGGGAGCUGCUGCUCAUCGGAGUCCCACACCGUUUGUUUCUCUCCUUGAUAUUGUGAAUGCAGCCGAGCGAACUCCCAGAAAAGGGCGAAUGUGGCGUGAAUGUUUCGGUAUCACACCAAGGACGUGUGCGUUGAAUGGAUUCUUCACCGAGGUUCACAGUGUAUCGACACCCUUGGAAAAAAUCAAGCUUUUGCAGCGUUGGGGCUUCACAAAGAGUGUCAUUGAUAGCUUCCCAGAAGGCGUCAGUGCCCCGCUCUAUGAAGCCGUCAUGCAAUGCCAGAUCGAAGCCUCCACGUCCUGGAACGCCACGCUCCUAGAAAUGAUUGACAGAGAAGACCUUUAUAUGUCGAUGAACCCGGCCCAACCCAAUUCAUUGGCAGUGCCGCAGCAGCCCAAUCAUAAUGCCGUUCGGGAUUUCCAUUAUAUCAGCAGCUCAGCAUUGGAUAUUGAUACCAUCAAUGCGUUUGAGGCCUCUGCAGAGGCUGACCGAUACUCAGUCACCAGGCUGAUAUUCCGAGAGGAUAAGCGAUUUAUGGAAGCAGCUAAACUACUAAACCAGUCCAAAGCACCGGUGGCAGAGUGCAUAGCCGAACCUGGCUGGAGUGACUCGGACUUGUUAGAGGCGCAGAAAGAAAUCGUGCAGCUCGUGACAGUCCGGACGUUGUCUACUCCAGCGGGUCGUGCAAUGCUCACUUUUAGUGGCCGAUUGCCUUUGUUGACUGAGAAACUGCCCAUCCCUUCAUUUUCCCUGCAGUGUGUCAUGAAGCCGGACAAUGUGACUGUCAGCGCGGAUAAAUCUGCGUUCUCGGAAGAAAAGGUCUGCUGGGCCUUCUUCCACAACGGAGUCUCAACCGGUCUGGCAAUCUCCAAGGCUUCGAAGGGUAUUGAUACGUCGUGGAUCUUGUUCAACAAGCCACAGGAUCUUACCAACCGUCAUGCCGGGUUCUUGUUGGCUCUGGGUCUGAAUGGCCAUCUUAAAUCGUUGGCUAAGUGGGUAGCUUUUAAGUACCUUACUCCAAAGCAUACCAUGACAUCAAUUGGUCUCCUGCUCGGUCUUUCUGCGUCAUACCUGGGCACAAUGGAUACUCUAAUCACACGCUUGCUUUCGGUACAUGUUACAAGAAUGCUUCCAUUUGGAGCAGCUGAGUUGAACCUGUCACCUUUGACUCAGACUGCUGGAAUUAUGGGCAUCGGUUUACUUUACUGUGGCUCCCAGCAUCGUCGUAUGAGCGAGGUCAUGCUCUCGGAAAUCGAGAACAGUGAGCAGGACGAGCAAGCUGCUGCUACCGGAGAAGAACUCCGCGACGAAGGAUAUCGUCUGGCCGCAGGCUUUGCCCUCGGUUUCAUUAACCUUGGCAAAGGCGAUGACUUGCGGGGCAUGCGCGAUAUGCACAUUGUUGAACGGCUAUUGUCAAUCGCCGUGGGUACCAAGACCGUCGAAAUCGCUCAUGUACUCGACCGCGCCACGGCUGGCGCGACCAUCGCUCUCAUGAUUAUCUUCAUGAAGACAAAUGACUCGGUACUAGCGAAGAAGAUUGACAUUCCUGAUACUACUGUUCGCUUCGACUACGUGAGGCCAGAUAUCUUCCUGUUACGAACACUGGCACGACACUUGAUCAUGUGGGAUAGUAUCAAGCCCACUGCUGAGUGGAUCAGCCAGAGUCUGCCCGAAGUCUACCGGGGACGAUCCCAACUCAGCGAGGUGCGCCGGCUGCGCAGCGAAGAUAUGCCAUUCUUCAACAUUAUUGCAGGCCUCUGCUUUGCCGUCGGUCUCCGCCAUGCUGGAUCGGGACAAGCACAGGCCCGAGAUCUUUUGUUGUUUUAUUUAGACCAGCUUAUCCGCAUCUCACGGCUGCCUGUGCGAAGCUACGAUGCUAGACUCGCCCGCAAUUCGGUUCGGAAUUGUCAAGACUUGGUAGCCCUAUCUGCUGCGGCAGUCAUGGCCGGCACGGGUGAUCUAGCUCUGUUCCGGCGCCUGCGCUCGCUCCAUGGUCGAAUCGACGCUGAUACACCAUAUGGCAGUCACAUGGCGGCACACAUGGCUAUCGGAAUACUCUUCCUCGGAGGAGGCAGCUAUACACUUGGCACAUCCAACCGGGCUGUGACCGCGCUCAUAUGCGCAUUCUACCCUAUCUUCCCAACGACUGUCCUUGAUAACAAAUGCCAUCUCCAAGCCUUCCGCCAUCUCUGGGUUCUCGCGGCUGAACCGCGAUGCCUCAUCCCUCGUGAUCUUGAUUCCCGCCGCCCAAUUUCGAUACCCAUUACCAUCACUUCUCAUGACGAGACAACCCGCACCGUCAGCGCUCCCUGUCUACUGCCAGAUCUUAGUAGCAUCGCCCGUAUCGAGAUUCGCGGACCAGACCACUGGCCGCUCGUUCUAGAUUUCAGCCAGAACGAUGCCCUGCGCGAAAAGUUCCUCCGCGGCGACCCAUCCAUCUAUCUUCGCCGCAAGGCAACCUACAGUCCAAGCUCCUCAACCUCCGUAUUCGCCUCUACCCUGACCGGCCUCAGCGAAGCCCAAGACAUCCUCCCGGCAACCGCUGGCCCCCUCUCGAACCCAGCCAAGGGCCUCCCACCCUCAGCAUGGCCAACCCGCAUGGCCCUACUCACCGGCAAGGCAUCUACAUUGAUAACUCCGUCCCAAAACCCCUGGGACUGGGUCUUCCACCUCCCAUCCCUACAAGACCUCGACAUCCGCGAGCGCUCCCUCGUCCUCCCAUCUUCCUUCCCGAUGCGCUCCGCGCGCAUCACCACCGAUCUUAUCUCCGUACCACCUUGGCUGCGUACCUCGGCUGUAGAUGCGAGACUCGCUCUGUCCCACACCGUGCGCAACAUCGUGCAAUCCGCACGCGGUCGCGGCGCUGAUCCGGACCAAAUUCGUGAUCGGAUCUGGCAGCUUCGUUUGCUAUUUGAUUGGCUGGAUCGUACUCAGCCUGGCGAUGAACGCGACCAUCUUUCGAGUAGAGGGCUGCUAUCUUCGACGCAGGGUCAGCCGUCUGGGCUGUGGUUGCGGAGGGACUUCGUUGAAGAAGCUAAGUGGCAAGUUUGGGGUGUUCAGGUUGGAGAUCUUGAGGGAGAGAGUCAGAUAUAA
Molecule: messenger RNA, 6093 nt
Organism: Penicillium psychrosexuale
Lineage: Eukaryota; Fungi; Ascomycota; Eurotiomycetes; Eurotiales; Aspergillaceae
Product: anaphase promoting complex subunit 1
Exons: 2
Coding region: 1-6093 (2030 amino acids)
Biological process (GO): protein K11-linked ubiquitination; anaphase-promoting complex-dependent catabolic process; metaphase/anaphase transition of mitotic cell cycle
Cellular component (GO): anaphase-promoting complex
Molecular function (GO): molecular adaptor activity
Source: RefSeq, a predicted model, not a curated record